Messenger RNA from Sinocyclocheilus anshuiensis, 1098 nucleotides. RefSeq names its product probable low affinity copper uptake protein 2. Gene Ontology annotation, cellular component: membrane. The record is from RefSeq and is a predicted model, not a curated record. The coding region runs from base 364 to 873 and encodes 169 amino acids. The transcript is spliced from 4 exons. Gene Ontology annotation, biological process: copper ion transmembrane transport. Gene Ontology annotation, molecular function: copper ion transmembrane transporter activity. NCBI's taxonomy places the organism in Eukaryota, Metazoa, Chordata, Actinopteri, Cypriniformes, Cyprinidae.
UUUUUAUCUUUAAUGCAAAUAUGCAAACCCUUUGUAUUUGUGAACUCCGUCUUUUUGCCCGUUAAAUUGCAUUUAUAAAGUAAUUCAGAUUGGUAUGUAGUUCUAAUCGAGUUUUUGUUCAUUUCCGCAUCGCAGCGAGAGGACUUCAACUCCCAGAAUCCUUUUCAGUGCAUAUAAAUAAAGCUUUUUUGUCUGGGCUGAGCGCUUCUCAGCUGUUGUGCCGUAAGGGUACAUUAAAAUGUGGCGACUUUGGCUGCUGAGGUGCAGGUGGUAAUGAAAGUUGUAUUGUUUUGCCGUAAGGGUCGUGUUGUCUGUGUUAAAUUUCCCCGAACUCAUCUUUAGAGGACUGCACGCGGCUUCAGCAUGAAUAUGCACUUUGAAGGAUCCAGCAAAGUCACGCUGUUGUUUGAUUUCUGGGAUGUGCGUGGGCCUGCAGGAAUGGUGCUGUCGGUCUUUGUAGUUCUUCUGCUCACCGUGAUCUACGAGCUUCUGAAAGUGUGGAAGAUCACUAUUGGAAAACAGAAGCAAUCCUUCAUUACACAUCCAUCCGCUCCGGUGUCAUUCUCACCGGAACCAUCCUGUUUCGCCCCCGUCAUGAAGCGUCAAGAGGGAAGCUCUGCUCUGACCAACAGCCCCUCUGAGAUCUCAUUAGCUGCCACCGAGAAUAUGGCCGCUACUGCAGACACCACCACCGCUGCUAAGAAGUGCUGGCUUCUACACUGCCUCCAGACCGCCAUUCACAUUCUGCAGGUGACGCUAGGCUACAUGCUCAUGCUCUGCGUCAUGUCCUACAACGUGUGGAUCUUCCUGGGGGUCAUCAUGGGGUCCGUCUUGGGAUACUUUCUGGCUUUUCCUCUACUGAAUCACAUUUGAGAAGAGAUGAGAGAACAAAAACAUGAGGCGGCAUCUCGAAAUGUUCAACCGAGUUGACUGUGGACUCAAAAUCAAAAAUGUUUCCUGUUGCUCUUGAUAUAAUGAUGCCAGGUUUGUGUGGCCAUGAUCAAUAAGACAUGCAAGAGAUGUUGUGAUAUAUAGACUGAACGGGGAUGAUUCUCAUUUUUAACGUUUCAGGUUGUAUUUUAAAGAUCAUGCAUGAAA